Molecule: messenger RNA, 213 nt
Organism: Fulvia fulva
Lineage: Eukaryota; Fungi; Ascomycota; Dothideomycetes; Mycosphaerellales; Mycosphaerellaceae
Exons: 2
Coding region: 1-213 (70 amino acids)
Source: RefSeq, a predicted model, not a curated record
AUGGCGUUCAGCAAACUACCGCCACCGAACGACUGCUCGCGGUUUAGAUCGCUGGCCAAGCCGCCCUGGCUAGCGCUCAAGACGCAGGGUCCUGAAGUUGUGAGCAAGAACAACGACGACAACGACGACAACGACAACGACAACAUCAACGUCAAGGACAGCAAGAUGUUAGAAGACGACGACGUUGAUGAGGUAGGCCAUACAGCUAUGUGA